Molecule: messenger RNA, 2439 nt
Organism: Alternaria incomplexa
Lineage: Eukaryota; Fungi; Ascomycota; Dothideomycetes; Pleosporales; Pleosporaceae
Exons: 1
Coding region: 1-2439 (812 amino acids)
Molecular function (GO): protein binding
Source: RefSeq, a predicted model, not a curated record
AUGGCCUUUUCGGAUAAGGACGUGCUUGCUGCUCGGAAGCUGGUUAGCUUUGGGUUCCUGACGCAGAUUGCCGCGUCUAUUGUGCAGGCUAUAGCUUUCAGCACAUACAUCCGGCGUGACAAGAUACCGUGUCAGUCCUCUACAACGCACCAAUCGUCGUCCCAGCACUAUUCGGCAGCAUACUGGAUUUACUUGGCUUUUCGCAUCGCGGCAUCAAUAUUUCCAUGUCAGGUGGCCUACCGUCUCACAUCGAGCUUGAACAAGAUCGAAAACAAGAACAAUGCUACACGAAGCGCACGCGUCAAAGCCACAGCUCUCUGGAGGUCACUACCAGCCACCUUGGCAACAAGCUAUCUGAUCUAUUGGUCAUUUGUGCUGCUCCAUGGACUAUCGAUAGUCAACAUCCUGCGUGGAACAAAUACUAUCGAACAAUCCUGGCACAGUUUGAUAAGCGAGUGGGGGCAAAGUGCCAAUGCCAUCAUAGCGAUCUGUGCCAUUUGCCAUGUCGCAUACGCCAUCUGGAGGCUAUUCACUGCUGAGAGCGUGGAUGAACGUGCGCAGACCGCCACACCCAGUGGACUACCAAUCAGCCAGGCAUACCCACAGCCAACUUGGAAGACCUGGAAACCCUGGGUUUGGAUUAUGCAGCGAUGGCCUUUCCAUCUAGGACUAGACUACUCAGACCAUCUCUUGGUAGACGAAAGUAUGGUCGAAACGGUACUGAAACCGCCCCUGAUAAUCGACCCCAUAGCGCGCAAGAAGCUUUGGCAAGACCUCAUGGAUGGUUUUACUUACAAUGACCCGGACGGCAUCAUCGAUUGUCUGGACCAAGGUGCUCCACUGGAUGAACCCAAUGAUGAUGGCGACUAUCCCAUUCAUCUAGCCGCUCGCCACAAUAACACCGAUAUCCUAGUCAAAACACGUUUCAAAUUCACCAAGGACUCCAUCAACCACGACUCUCUGCUGCUCAAGAACUUGGCCUCUGAAACCCCUUUGGAGAUUGCAUGUAAUACUGGCACACUCGAGGCCGUUCGCUGGAUCAUGGAACGUCUUCCACGAACCCACGCGGACGUAGAAGAUGCUGUGCGUCGAGCUUUCAAGACCGCUAUCCUUGGGGAAAAGGUGGGUGUUUUGAAGGUUUUGCAGCACUUGUGGCCUGAAUGGAGAGCACUGGGGAUACAUCCACAUUUCGGCCAGUCUUCACUACUCCGCUUUGCCAUCAACAAGCGCAAAGCGAAGUCUGCCUACCGACUGACAGAUCCUAGAGUCGUAUUAGAAAGGCAGCCAAAUGCCUACAGGAUCUUCGAACUGGGCUGGAAAGGGGAUCUAGACGAGUCUUCUCUAGAGACGAUCCUGGACGACCGUCAUGACCAGCUAUCGAUGGAGACCCUGGACAGGUUGACUCAUGAUGUCAUUGGCUCCUCUACGCUCGAUAAUGACGCAAAAUUGGAGCUUCUCCUUGCUCUGAACAUUGACAUCUCUAUAAUACUUCAACAAUCGGUAAAAUUUGCAGCGGAUCGAUAUUUCGAUCCCGAUCGAUCAGGCAACAUGUGGGAGUCCGUCCUACAAGAAGGACACACGUUUGAGCUAAAGGAUUUAGACUCCAGCUUAACUUUUGCAUCGACAGUCAACGACGAGACAUUACUAAGAAGUCGAAUAAGAGAGGCUUUGAUUCAUCGUGGUGGGCGUGACUGGUCCGAGGCGGUAAAGGCAUUGAAGACUGCUUCCACGAAUGAUCUGGAAAGACUGAUCAAUUUGGAAACGGACGCAGCAAUGUUGCAGCGAAUGCUCAACGUAAGAGACCACCAUCAUAAGUCACUUCUGAUAUAUGCAAUGUCAUACAAACCAGACAAGCAAUCACUCGAAUGCAUGGAGCUUAUGCUGAAACAUGGAAGCAGUGUCGAAGAUUCAGACUUGGACUAUGCACGUCAGCGCGCCUUUGGUCGAGACGGAGACAUUACGAUCUUCAUGUUAUUAGUCACUUAUGCUAAACAUGAAGUCGCUUAUGACACCUUGAGCAUGGUGUGCAGCCAAAACGACUCACCUCUCAGGUUUUAUACACUGUACCAAAUUUUGCUCAGGUGUGGCGCCGAUCCAACACUGAUGAAUGAGAACGGGAAGAUCCCUCGGAAUGUCUUCGAGAGUAUGAGUGAUCUGAUAAUAGAACUAUGGGCUGACGAACCUGAAUAUCUACACCCUUACACACCACUGGAAGAGCUGGGGAAACGACGCAUGGGGAGAGGGGUAAGGGAAGACGUUUCCGAGAUCAUGAGUCUCUUGCAGCGCUGGGAAGACUACCAUAACGAUCCGAGAAUCGGUAAACCGUCCGAUAGACCGGAUCCAGAUUGGGAGGCAUUGUGUGAUCACAUCGACGAGUCAAAGUGGGCACUACUAAUCGAGAAGAACCCCGAGGGCUUCAAGAUAGUUGAAGAGCAUUGA